Molecule: messenger RNA, 252 nt
Organism: Haliotis rufescens (red abalone)
Lineage: Eukaryota; Metazoa; Mollusca; Gastropoda; Lepetellida; Haliotidae
Exons: 3
Source: RefSeq, a predicted model, not a curated record
CGGGUAGAGCAGAUAAAUGAUGUCAGAUCCAGUACCCAGGUAGAACAGAUAAAUGAUGUCACAUCCAGUACCCGGGUAGAACAGAUAAAUGAUGUCAGAUCCAGUACCCGGGAAGAACAGAUUAAUGAUGUAGCUUCCAGUAUGCGGUUAGAGCAGAUAAAUGAUGUCACUUCCAGUACAAGGAUAAAUGAUGUAGCUUCCAGUACGCGGUUAGAGCAGAUAAAUGAUGUCACUUCCAGUACAAGGACUUGA